AUGAGGCCAUUCACCUUUGUGCGAUUCAUCUUGUUUUUUGCAUGCCUACUUGCAUGUUCACCUAUAGUUUCUGCACAAGCUGAGACUUAUACUGAUGAAGAAUUGGACGCCAUGUCCGAUGAAGAUCUUGAACUCAUCUGCAUCGUUCGUGGGUUUGAAUUGGUCAAGGAUCAUGUAAACGAAGAGACUGGAGAAGUAUAUACAAUACAACAUAGUGAUUAUAUAGAGGCUGCGAAACAAUGUUUAUCUAUUGAAAGUGAAAUGAAUGAAAUUCUCGAAGAGCACCCCGAGUUGAGAGAAGAAUUGGAGGAAGAAAUAAUAAAGAUGCAACAAGAACAACAAGCACGAAAAGAAGAGUUAGAACAUUUGAAGCAAGAAUUGCAAGACAAUGAAGGUGAUGCCUCAGAUUCUGCCUCUGAGGGUGCAGCCUUUAUUGGAAAACCAAAAAUGGAAGAUGCGUCCGAUUCUGCCUCCGAGGGUGCAGCCUUUGUUGGAAAACCAAAAAUGGAACAAACACAGGAAGAAACAGUUGAAGAACCUGCUACACCUGAGGUAGAGGAUCAACAAACAAUCCAAAAUGAAACGUUGGAGGAGGAAGUAGAGGAAGAAGCUUCCAAUGCUGACGCAGAAGAACAAGAAGUAGAUAGUACUGACAAUAUUGAAUCUGGCACGCAGUCGACAGCAGACAAGAUGGAAGGCCUUGAAAUUUCUGAUGAAGAGCGAAUUCCCUUGAACGAAAAAGAAGAAGCUGCUUUGGCAGAGCAAGAAGAGAUUAUACCUGACGAUCUGACUUUAGAAUAUUUGAGAGUGGAGUUUAUCAAGUAUGUCAAGAAGGAUAUUGAGCGGGUGACCCGAAUCCUAAUCCCCAUUCUAAAACCCAUGCUGAGCGCAGGUGAUCUGGCGAUCAGAUACAUUCGUGCAGCACUUUCAACACUCAAGGAUGCCUAUAGCAGUCAGCCCAAUUCUACCGAAGAGAAAGCAGAAGCAUAG
Messenger RNA from Cylindrotheca closterium, 990 nucleotides. The record is from the annotation of a GenBank genome assembly. Lineage: Eukaryota; Bacillariophyta; Bacillariophyceae; Bacillariales; Bacillariaceae.